UAAUGGCUUUCACCGAUACGAACAAGACAGGACACAACCAAACAAUCUCCGUCUCCUUCCUCCUGUAACCUUGUCUCUGUGUAAAUCCCCGUUUGUUCGUCCGAAGCCUCGAUUCUCGUUCGCUCUUUUGCUGAAUCUGCUGUUUUUUGUGGAAAUCUCAAAGCAAUAUCUGUAAAAACAGUUACCCAACGCCGAGCCUGGGAAUUUUUGUCGGAAGGACAAGGAUCUAAGGCAGGACAUCAUCUGAGACUGGUUAAACUAGAGAGGGUUUGGUUUAUUGAUUCCCAGAACUAUCAUAAGGUUUGGACCCACUAUGGCUCCUGGAGGCAGUGCUUUGAAAGAAGUCCUCGAGUCUAACUCAAUGGCCAUGGACUCUGAUGUUAAGAUGGCGAAAAUGGAGGCUCAUGGUAAACCGGCAAAGUCGGGUAGUGCUGGCGGUGGAAAACACGGUAUUCAUUCUAACAAUGGUGUGUAUGAGCUCCUCGAGUGUCCCGUGUGUACAAAUUUGAUGUACCCUCCAAUCCAUCAGUGCCCAAAUGGCCACACAUUAUGUUCAAACUGCAAAAUCAGAGUGCAGAACUUGUGCCCGACAUGCCACUCUGAGCUAGGAAACAUAAGGUGUCUGGCUCUUGAGAAGGUUGCAGAAUCAUUGGAAGUUUCUUGCCGGUUCCAAAGUUUAGGCUGUCAAGACAUUUUCCCUUACUACAGCAAGCUCAAACACGAGCAGCAUUGCAGGUUCCGGCCUUACAACUGCCCUUAUGCUGGCUCUGAGUGUUCAGUCACCGGUGAUAUCCCGACACUCGUUUCCCAUCUCAAAGAUGAUCAUAAGGUUGAUAUGCAUGAUGGAUGCACCUUCAACCACCGUUAUGUCAAGGCUAAUCCGCAUGAGGUCGAAAAUGCUACCUGGAUGCUUACGGUCUUCAACUGCUUUGGAAGACAGUUCUGCUUACACUUUGAGGCAUUCCAGCUUGGGAUGGCCCCGGUGUACAUGGCGUUCUUACGCUUCAUGGGAGAUGAGAACGAAGCGAAGAAAUUCAGCUACAGCUUGGAAGUCGGUGGAAACGGGCGUAAACUGACAUGGCAAGGGAUUCCCAGAAGCAUUCGAGAUAGUCACAGGAAAGUCCGGGACAGCCAGGACGGCCUGAUUAUACCAAGGAACUUGGCAUUGUAUUUCUCAGGCAGUGACAGGCAAGAACUCAAGUUGAGAGUCACUGGUCGGAUAUGGAAGGAAGAGUAAGCUGAUUCGUACUGUCCAUUGGAAAAACACACUGAUGAUUGGUCAAAAACCCGGCAAUUCUCCAAAAAAAAAAACGAUCUUGAGAUCUGCUGCUGAUAACUGGGGGCGAAAUUGUCUGGUUUUCGAUAUUCAAACUCUGCUUUGGCCGAGAGAUCUUCUUCCAUGAUCAUGUUGGUCGCUCAAGGAUCAGUGAAGGAAGAGCCAGCCAUUGUGUACUACUUUUGUGGUUGCAAGCGAUGAUGUCUCAGUAAUCUUUUCAGGUUCAGACAUGAACUUGAAGGAAAAAAAAAAGACACGAUUUUUUUUGGUUCUGUUCUUGAUGUAAAAACCCAUGUUGAAUCGAAUUGAUGGUUGAUGUCUGAAUCGAGAUUCUGAUUUUCAAACCAUUGUUCAUAAGCUUUUCUUGGUGU
This is a messenger RNA of Tarenaya hassleriana, 1647 nucleotides long. Its product is annotated as E3 ubiquitin-protein ligase SINAT2. The record is from RefSeq and is a predicted model, not a curated record. The coding region runs from base 314 to 1237 and encodes 307 amino acids. Gene Ontology annotation, biological process: multicellular organism development; ubiquitin-dependent protein catabolic process. Gene Ontology annotation, cellular component: cytoplasm. The transcript is spliced from 4 exons. Gene Ontology annotation, molecular function: ubiquitin protein ligase activity; protein binding; zinc ion binding. NCBI's taxonomy places the organism in Eukaryota, Viridiplantae, Streptophyta, Magnoliopsida, Brassicales, Cleomaceae.